Schistocerca gregaria is the source of this 576-nucleotide messenger RNA. RefSeq lists its product as uncharacterized. Bases 1 to 576 code for a protein of 191 amino acids. The transcript is spliced from 4 exons. Lineage: Eukaryota; Metazoa; Arthropoda; Insecta; Orthoptera; Acrididae. The record is from RefSeq and is a predicted model, not a curated record.
AUGAGCAUUAGGAGCAUCAGGAGCAGCAGGAGCAGUAGCAGCAGCAUCCUACCCAUCCCUGAGCAGCAGAAGCAGCAGCAGGUGCAGAAGGUGCAGCAGCAGCAGCAGCAGUGGUAUACGCAGCAGCAGGAGCUGCAGAAGCAACAGCAGGAGCUGCAGAAACAGCAGCAGCAGGAUGUUGCACAAGGAGCACCAGCAGCAGCAACACCGUCCCUGAGCAGUAGCAGCAGCAGCAGCAGCAGGAGCACUAGCAGCAACCUAGCCAUCCCUGAGCAGCAGCUGGAGCACCAGGAGCAGCAGGAGCAGCAGGACAAGCAGAAGCAGAAGCAGCAUUUGCAGCAGCAGCAGCAGCAGCAGCCUAGCCAUCCAGGAGCAGAAGCAGGAGAAGCAGCAUCGUACCUGUCUCUGAGCAGCAGGAGCUGCUGCAGCAGCAGCAGGAGCAGUAGCACCUACAAGGUGCAGCAGCUGGAGCAGCAACAGCAGCAGAGCAGCAGCAGCAGCAGCAGCAUUCUAGCUGUGACUCAGCAGCAGGAGCAGCAGAUGCAGCAGGAGCAGCAGAAGCAGCAAGGCCACUAG